This is a messenger RNA of Mobula hypostoma (lesser devil ray), 1444 nucleotides long. Its product is annotated as cytochrome P450 2J2-like. Gene Ontology annotation, biological process: xenobiotic metabolic process. The annotation marks the transcript as partial. Gene Ontology annotation, molecular function: oxidoreductase activity, acting on paired donors, with incorporation or reduction of molecular oxygen, reduced flavin or flavoprotein as one donor, and incorporation of one atom of oxygen; iron ion binding; heme binding. The record is from RefSeq and is a predicted model, not a curated record. NCBI's taxonomy places the organism in Eukaryota, Metazoa, Chordata, Chondrichthyes, Myliobatiformes, Myliobatidae. The transcript has 8 exons. Gene Ontology annotation, cellular component: intracellular membrane-bounded organelle; cytoplasm.
UGGUGCAGUCUCUGUUCUUUUCUGUGUCGGUCUCUGAGAGUUACGGUAACCUCCUGGUGCUUUCUCUUUCAGCUGCGGAAGAAGUACGGCGAUGUGGUGAGUUUAGAGUUUGGAUGGACAAACCUGGUGGUGCUGAGUGGCUACAAGACCCUGAAAGAGGCUCUGGUGAAGAAAUCGGAAGACUUUGCGGACCGGCCCAGCCUUCAAAUCUAUGAGAAGUUCUUAGAGCAGCAUGGGGAAGGUAUCGUGUUUGCAAAGUACGGAGACUGGUGGAAACAACAAAGGAAAUUUUCACUCUUGACCCUGAAGAACUUUGGGCUCGGAAAGAAGACCCUCAAAUUGCGAAUUGUGGAAGAGGCUGAAUUUUUAAUUGAAGGUUUUGAAAGUGAACAAGGUCUCACUUUUGAUCCACAUUUCCAUUUAACUUAUGCGACCUCGAAUAUCAUCUGCUCCAUUGUCUUCGGUGAACGCUUUGAUUACAGUCAUAAGAAGUUCCUUCAACUUUUGCACAUGCUUGAAGAAAGCUUUGUGUUGGAAGGUGGAUUUUGGGGACAGUUGGUGAAUGCGUUCCCCUUCCUGUAUUACCUUCCAGGACCGCAAAACAAAAUAAUUCAAAAUCAGCGCAAAACGGCUCAAUUUUGGCAAGAAAUAAUCACGAACACACCGAACACAAGUUUCCUGGAGAACAAGAUGAUUACGUCAUUACUAGGCCUCUUUGCUGCAGGUACAGAGACCACGUCCACCACCCUAAGCUGGGACUUGCUCUUCAUGGUGUUACAUCCAGAUGUGCAGUCUCGGGUUCACGAGGAGAUUGACAGAGUGAUUGGGAAGGGUAGAAGGCCAAGAUUGGAAGACCGGGAGGAAAUGCCAUUCACGAACGCGGUUAUCCAUGAAACACAACGCUUAGGGAAUAUUGUACCAAUCUCACUGCCACAUGAAACGUACAGAGAUACCACGAUCAUGGGAUACACCAUCCCGAAGGGAACAAUGAUCAUUCCAAACAUUUCCUCUGCCUUGCUUGAUGAAGAUAUUUGGUUGACUCCACAUCAGUUUAAUCCAGGACAUUUCCUCAAUUCCGAGGGGAAGUUUGUGAAACCAGAAGCCUUCAUCCCAUUCUCGGCAGGUCAUCGUGUGUGUCUGGGGGAGCAGCUGGCAAAGAUGGAACUCUUCAUCUUCUUCACAUCCAUUCUCCAAAGAUUCACGUUGUUUCUCCCGGAAAAUGAGGCAAGACCAAGCUACAUGGAAGCUCAUUUCGGAAUUACCCUCUGCCCACUGCCCUAUCGGCUCUGUGCUAAAGCCAGAUAGGGAUAGGUAUUCACCAUCUGGGCUCAGGAGGCUUUUUGCUUUUUGGCUUUUUGAAUAGAUAUAAUGUAUUUGGUAGUUGUUUUUAUCGACCUUUAUAUAUACUUUCUUGUACUCUGUAUUCUUUUAUGUAGAAACUAAU